This is a messenger RNA of Talaromyces rugulosus, 1554 nucleotides long. RefSeq lists its product as uncharacterized. Gene Ontology annotation, cellular component: cytosol; eukaryotic translation initiation factor 2 complex. Gene Ontology annotation, biological process: formation of translation preinitiation complex; positive regulation of translational fidelity. The coding region runs from base 1 to 1554 and encodes 517 amino acids. Gene Ontology annotation, molecular function: translation initiation factor activity; tRNA binding; GTPase activity. The record is from RefSeq and is a predicted model, not a curated record. Lineage: Eukaryota; Fungi; Ascomycota; Eurotiomycetes; Eurotiales; Trichocomaceae. The transcript has 3 exons.
AUGGCUAACAACGGCGACUUCUCCGACGAAGACUCGCAGCCUGGCUCGCCCCUCCUGGGGAACACCGAGCACGAGGACGAAUUUGAGGACCAGGAACCCCUUGACGAGGGCGAGGAAAAGCCACUGAAGUCUUCGUUGAAGAAGGACUCAGUGCCUCCUAUUCCCGCAGUCACUCGCCCCGUCCUCCCUGAGCAGCCCGACCCAAACACUGUGGACUUUUCAACUUUUUCCCCGCUGUCGCCUGAAAUCAUUGCUCGUCAGGCGACUAUCAACAUUGGAACAAUCGGCCAUGUCGCUCACGGAAAAUCGACGGUGGUGAAGGCUAUCUCUGAGGUUCACACAAUUCGUUUCAAGACCGAACAGGAACGAAACAUUACCAUCAAGCUCGGUUAUGCAAACGCGAAGAUUUACAAGUGCGACAGCCCAGAGUGUCCAAGACCAACUUGCUACAAGAGCUUCAAGAGUGAGAAAGAGGUUGAUCCUCCAUGUGAGCGAGAAGGUUGCACAGGCACAUACCGCUUGUUGCGCCAUGUUUCGUUCGUCGACUGCCCGGGGCACGAUAUUCUGAUGAGCACUAUGUUGUCUGGUGCCGCUGUCAUGGACGCCGCUCUUCUCCUUAUUGCCGGAAACGAAACAUGCCCUCAGCCUCAAACGUCAGAGCACUUGGCUGCAAUUGAAAUCAUGAAACUGAGCCACAUCAUCAUUUUGCAAAAUAAGGUCGAUCUGAUGCGCGAGGAUGCUGCUCUGGCUCACUACCAGUCCAUCUUGAAGUUCAUCCGCGGCACAGUUGCCGAUGGAUCUCCGAUCGUUCCAAUCUCGGCUCAGCUCAAGUACAAUAUCGAUGCUGUGAACGAACACCUUGUCUCGCACAUCCCUGUACCUGUUCGCGACUUCACUGCCGCACCUCACAUGAUCAUCAUUCGAUCAUUUGAUGUCAACAAGCCUGGUGCUGGUAUUGAAGAUCUCAAGGGUGGUGUUGCCGGUGGUUCUAUCUUGACCGGUGUCAUAAAGGUGGACGACGAAAUCGAGAUCAGACCUGGUAUUGUGACCAAGGAUGAAAACGGCAAAGUCCAAUGUCGCCCCAUCUUCUCCAAGGUUGUUUCCCUGUUCGCCGAGCACAACGAUCUCAAGUUUGCCGUGCCUGGUGGUUUGAUCGGUGUCGGAACCCGCGUUGACCCUACGCUUUGCCGUGCUGAUCGUCUUCUUGGCUUCGUUCUCGGUCUGCGUGGCCAGCUCCCUGCCAUCUACAACGAGUUGGAGGUCAACUACUUCUUGCUUCGCCGUCUGCUUGGUGUUAAAACCGCCGAUGGCAAGCAAGCCAAGGUCGCCAAAUUGUCAAAGAACGAAGUGCUGAUGGUCAACAUUGGCUCGACCGCCACGGGUGCUAAGGUGGUGGGCGUCAAGGCCGAUGCUGCCAAGCUCGUUUUGACUAACCCUGCCUGCACAAACAUUGGUGAGAAGAUUGCCAUCAGUCGCCGAAUUGAAAAGCACUGGCGUCUGAUUGGAUGGGCCAACAUUGUUGCCGGAAACACACUGGAGCCACUCAUUGAUUAA